This is a messenger RNA of Monodelphis domestica (gray short-tailed opossum), 8646 nucleotides long. RefSeq names its product polybromo 1 (gene PBRM1). Lineage: Eukaryota; Metazoa; Chordata; Mammalia; Didelphimorphia; Didelphidae. Gene Ontology annotation, cellular component: RSC-type complex; SWI/SNF complex. Gene Ontology annotation, biological process: chromatin remodeling; transcription elongation by RNA polymerase II. The record is from RefSeq and is a predicted model, not a curated record. Gene Ontology annotation, molecular function: chromatin binding; protein binding.
AUCGGACCUAAGCCGAGAGGGUCUGAGAGCAGGAGCGGGCCGAGCAGCGGUAGCGCCAGCCUUAGCCGUGGCGGCCACAGGACGGGGCGCGGCGCCGGCGGUCGGGGACCGCGGCAGGGGCUGCAGGCGGCGGAGCAGCUGGUUCGUCCAGUGUCAAAAAUCCUUCAUUUUACCUUCUGAAUUUCAUUCGUCAUUACACUUUUGGAGACAUAUGUGGUAUCUAAAACAUAACUGUAAUUUCUUCUGAAGGAUAUCAAGUUUUAAUAGCUAUACAGUUUUGAAUAUAUUAAUACCUUUGCCGAUUCAGCACUUCAAAAGCUCUGCCUUCUCCCACUAGCUUAACUUGGCCUUCAGACAUUAUGAGGAGACUGGCUUUUCGAGGCGCUGGUUGUACUCUGGUAAAUCUGAAGAAGUUGGAUUCAAUGGGCUCCAAGAGACGAAGGGCUACAUCUCCUUCCAGCAGUAUCAGUGGGGAUUUUGAUGAUGGUCACCACUCUGUACCAACACCAGGCCCAAGCAGGAAAAGGAGACGACUUUCUAAUCUCCCAACUGUAGAUCCGAUUGCUGUGUGCCAUGAACUCUACAAUACCAUAAGAGACUACAAAGAUGAGCAGGGCAGGCUCCUGUGUGAACUCUUCAUCAGGGCACCAAAAAGAAGAAAUCAACCAGACUAUUAUGAAGUAGUUUCUCAGCCCAUCGACUUGAUGAAAAUUCAACAAAAACUAAAAAUGGAAGAGUAUGAUGACGUUAACCUGCUGACUGCUGAUUUUCAGCUGCUCUUUAACAACGCCAAGGCCUAUUAUAAGCCAGAUUCUCCGGAAUUUAAAGCUGCCUGUAAACUCUGGGAUUUGUACCUCCGAACAAGGAAUGAAUUUGUACAGAAAGGAGAUGCAGAUGAGGAUGAAGAAGAGGAGGAUGGGCAUGACAAUCAAGGAACAAUGUCUGAAGUAUCUUCUCCAAGUUACCUGAAAGAGAUCCUUGAGCAGCUUCUUGAAGCCAUAGCUAUAGCUACAAACCCAUCAGGACGUCUCAUAAGUGAGCUUUUUCAGAAACUUCCUUCAAAAGUGCAAUAUCCUGACUAUUAUGCAAUAAUUAAGGAGCCCAUCGAUCUUAAGACGAUUGCUCAGAGAAUACAGAAUGGGAGUUAUAAAAGUAUCCAUGCAAUGGCAAAGGAUAUAGAUCUCCUGGCUAAAAAUGCCAAAACCUACAAUGAACCUGGGUCUCAAGUAUUUAAGGAUGCAAAUUCAAUUAAAAAAAUAUUUCAUUUGAAAAAGGCAGAAAUUGAACAUGUUGAAAUGGCCAAGUCAAGCCUUCGAAUAAGGACUCCAUCCAAUUUGGCUGCAGCCAAGCUGACAGGUUCUUCACAGGGUAAGGGCAGCCUUAGUGAAGAGAGAAAUUCUACCAGCAAAUAUUAUCGUAAUAAAAGAGCAGUUCAAGGGGGUCGUUUAUCAGCAAUAACCAUGGCACUCCAGUAUGGCUCAGAAAGUGAUGAAGAUGCUGCUUUAGCUGCUGCUCGUUAUGAAGAGGGGGAGUCAGAAGCAGAAAGUAUUACUUCAUUUAUGGAUGUUUCAAAUCCCCUUUAUCAACUCUAUGAUACCGUUAGGAGCUGUCGGAAUAAUCAGGGACAGCUAAUAGCAGAACCAUUUUUCCAUUUGCCUUCAAAGAAAAAAUACCCAGAUUAUUAUCAGCAAAUCAAAAUGCCCAUUUCCCUGCAGCAGAUAAGAACCAAGCUAAAGAACCAAGAAUAUGAAACUUUAGAUCAUUUGGAGUGUGAUCUAAAUUUAAUGUUUGAAAAUGCCAAACGUUAUAAUGUUCCCAAUUCAGCCAUCUACAAACGAGUUCUAAAAAUGCAACAAGUUAUGCAGGCAAAGAAGAAGGAACUUGCUAGGAGAGACGACAUUGAAGACGGUGACAGUAUGAUCUCUUCAGCCACUUCUGAUACUGGGAGUGCCAAAAGAAAAAGGAACACUCAUGACAAUGAGAUGUUGGGCCUCAGGAGGCUAUCCAGGUUUUCUGCCUCAGCUGCUGACUUGGAGACUACUGGUUCCAGUCCAGCUGGAAGUUCACCACCAAAGGCUUAUGGCAUAAGAGCCCUGGACCGGAAAACAGGAGACCUGGGUUCAAGUGCUGACUCUGCCACUAACUCACUGUGUGACCUUCGUAAAAAGAACAUAAGAAAACAGCGAAUGAAAAUUUUAUUCAACGUUGUUCUUGAAGCUCGAGAACCAGGUACAGGCAGAAGACUCUGUGAUCUGUUUAUGGUUAAGCCAUCCAAAAAGGACUACCCCGAUUAUUACAAAAUCAUCUUGGAGCCAAUGGAUUUAAAGAUUAUUGAACAUAACAUCCGUAAUGACAAAUAUGCAGCAGAAGAGGCAAUGAUGGAAGAUAUGAAACUGAUGUUUCGAAAUGCAAGACACUAUAAUGAAGAAGGCUCACAGGUGUAUAAUGACGCCCAUAUUCUAGAGAAGAUGCUCAGAGAUAAGAGAAAAGAGCUGGGCCCACUCCCGGAGGAUGAUGACAUGGCUUCUCCCAAACUCAAGCUAAGUAGAAAGAGUGGCAUUUCUCCUAAAAAAUCCAAAUAUAUGACUCCAAUGCAACAAAAACUCAAUGAAGUAUAUGAAGCAGUAAAGAACUACACAGAUAAGCGGGGCCGCCGGCUCAGUGCCAUCUUCCUGAGGCUCCCCUCCAGGUCAGAACUGCCAGACUACUACCUGACCAUAAAAAAGCCUGUUGACAUGGAAAAGAUCCGAAGCCACAUGAUGGCUAACAAGUACCAAGACAUAGACUCCAUGGUGGAAGACUUUGUCAUGAUGUUCAACAAUGCUUGCACAUACAAUGAGCCUGAAUCCCUGAUUUACAAAGAUGCUCUAGUCCUGCACAAGGUAUUGCUUGAAACUCGAAGGGACAUAGAAGGAGAUGAAGACUCUCAUGUUCCUAAUGUGACACUGCUUAUCCAGGAGCUUAUCCACAAUCUUUUUGUGUCUGUAAUGAGCCAUCAGGACGAUGAGGGAAGAUGCUACAGUGACUCCUUGGCUGAAAUCCCUUCUGUGGAUCCUAGUUUCCCAAACAAACCCCCUCUGACUUUUGACAUAAUUAGGAAGAAUGUUGAGAAUAAUCGCUACCGCAGGCUGGACUUAUUUCAAGAGCAGAUGUUUGAUGUAUUGGAAAGGGCAAGAAGAAUGAAUCGGACGGAUUCAGAGAUAUAUGAAGAUGCAGUAGAACUUCAGCAAUUCUUUAUUAAAAUCCGUGAUGAACUCUGCAAGAAUGGAGAGAUCCUUCUUUCCCCAGCACUUAGUUAUACAACAAAGCACCUCCAUAAUGAUGUGGAGAAAGAGAAAAAGGAAAAGUUACCAAAAGAAAUAGAGGAAGAUAAACAAAAACGGGAAGAAGAAAAAAGAGAAGCUGAAAAGAGUGAGGAUUCCUCUGGAGGAGCAGGCCUCUCUGUCUUACAUCGAACAUACAGCCAGGACUGUAGCUUCAAGAAUAGCAUGUACCAUGUUGGCGACUAUGUUUAUGUGGAACCAGCAGAAGCCAACCUUCAGCCACACAUAGUUUGCAUUGAAAGACUGUGGGAAGAUUCUGCUGGUGAAAAAUGGUUGUGUGGCUGUUGGUUUUAUCGGCCAAAUGAAACAUUCCACCUUGCUACACGAAAAUUUUUGGAAAAAGAAGUUUUUAAGAGUGACUAUUACAACAAAGUACCUGUUAGCAAAAUCUUAGGCAAAUGUGUAGUCAUGUUUGUUAAGGAAUACUUCAAACUGUGUCCAGAAACCUUUCGAGAUGAAGAUGUUUAUGUCUGUGAAUCACGGUAUUCUGCCAAAACAAAGUCUUUCAAGAAAAUUAAGCUAUGGACCAUGCCUGUCAGUUCCGUUAGGUUUAUCCCUCGUGAUGUGCCUCUGCCUGUGGUGCGUGUUGCUUCUGUGUUUGCAAAUACAGACAAAAUGGAUGAAGAAAAACACACUGAAACUUCAGAGGACAGUAAAGGAGCAGACACUUUCCUUAACCUGGAAAAGGAAAAAGAAGAUGUUCCAGUAGAAAUGUCUAAUGGUGAGCCAGGAUGCCACUACUUUGAACAACUUCGAUACAAUGAUAUGUGGCUGAAGGUUGGAGAUUGUGUUUUCAUAAAAUCUCAUGGCUUAGUGAGGCCUCGAGUGGGCAGAAUUGAGAAGCUUUGGGUCCGGGACGGUGCUGCCUAUUUCUUUGGUCCCAUCUUCAUUCACCCUGAAGAAACAGAACAUGAGCCAACAAAAAUGUUCUACAAAAAAGAAGUGUUUCUGAGCAAUUUGGAAGAAACCUGUCCUAUGACAUGUAUCCUGGGAAAGUGUGCUGUGUUGUCAUUCAAGGACUUCCUGUCCUGCAGGCCAACUGAAAUACCAGAAAAUGAUGUUCUGCUUUGUGAGAGCCGCUAUAAUGAGAGUGACAAACAAAUGAAGAAAUUCAAAGGGUUGAAGAGGUUUUCACUCUCUGCAAAAGUGGUAGAUGAUGAAAUCUACUAUUUUAGGAAACCUAUAGUUCCACAAAAGGAGCCCUCACCAUUAUUGGAGAAGAAGAUUCAGUUGCUAGAAGCAAAAUUUGCUGAGUUGGAAGGUGGAGAUGAUGAUAUUGAAGAAAUGGGAGAAGAGGAGGGUGAAGUCAUUGAAGCCCCAUCUUUACCACAGCUUCAGACUCCACUGGCCAGUGAUCUGGACAUUAUGCCCUACACUCCCCCUCAGUCAACUCCUAAGUCUGCUAAGGGCAGCUCUAAGAAGGAAGGCUCCAAAAGGAAGAUCAACAUGAGUGGCUACAUCCUCUUUAGCAGUGAGAUGAGAGCUGUCAUUAAGGCCCAGCAUCCAGACUACUCCUUUGGAGAGCUCAGUAGGCUUGUAGGAACAGAGUGGAGAAACUUAGAGACCACCAAGAAAGCAGAAUAUGAAGAGCGGGCAGCUAAAGUUGCCGAGCAGCAGGAGAGAGAGCGCGCAGCGCAGCAGCCGCAGCCGAGUGCUUCUCCCCGGGCGGGCCCCCCCACGGGGGCGCUCAUGGGGGUGGUGCCGCCACCAACACCAAUGGCGAUGCUCAAUCAGCAGUUGACACCUGUUGCAGAACAGCAGCUGCAGCAUUUUAGCUCCCUGUUGGGGAAUAACAACGUCAAGUCCAAAGGCAUGAUAGGUGGCUAUCCGCCAGUCCUGCCACCUUUGCAGGGGCCAGUUGAUGGCAUUGUUAGCAUGGGCAGCAUGCAGCCACUUCACCCUGGGGUGCCCCCACCCCACCACCUUCCGCCAGGUAUGCCAGGCAUCCCAGGCAUCCCACCACCGGGUGUGAUGGGCCAAGGAGUGUCCCCCAUUGUAGGCCCUCCAGCACCAGGAGGAAGUCCUUACGGACAACAAAUGGGAAUCCUGGGGCCCCCGGGCCAGCAAGCACCACCUCCGUAUCCUGGUCAGAAUCCAGCAGGCCAGCCUGUCAUGCAGCAGCCUACAACACCAAUGUUCGUCUCUCCCCCACCAAAGACACAACGGCUUCUGCACUCAGAGGCCUACCUGAAAUACAUUGAGGGGCUCAGCGCCGAAUCAAACAGUAUUAGCAAGUGGGACCAGACCCUUGCAGCCCGAAGACGAGAUGUUCAUCUAUCAAAAGAACAAGAAAGCCGCCUUCCUUCACACUGGCUGAAAAGUAAAGGGGCCCACACUACCAUGGCAGAUGCCCUCUGGCGCCUUCGUGAUUUGAUGCUUCGAGAUACCCUUAACAUUCGCCAAGCAUACAACAUAGAAAAUGUUUAAUUGCAUAAAUUACUUUCUUUGAUACAAACAUAAAGAGUUUUGUGGAACAAUAGCUGUUUUAGUUACUGGGGGGAUAACAAAACAAUAAUUUUUAUUGCAUUUUAUUGUACAUUGCAAGACCAUUUUUAUAUAAGGACACUUUUAAUAAGCAUAUUUCAAUUUGUUUUUGUUAUAUUGAGUUGACUUUAUCAAAUACACAAAGAUUUUUUUGCAUAUGUUUCCUUUGUUUGAAAGCCAGUUUCAUAUUUGGUUGUAUGUGUAGACAUGGAGUUAUCUUUUUACUUGUUGCCAUGGAUCUGAUACCAUUGGGGUUUUUUUAUAAAAGAAAAACAGACCAAAAAAAAACCAUGAAAAAAAAAACUGUUUACAAAUUAGUUUAAAAUGACAAUGAAAUGUGAAGUUAGUCCUAGUUUACAUUGUAGAAGAGUAUGUCUGUUCACGUGCCUGCGUGUUUUAAGGCACUUCCAGCAGAAACCAUUGCUUACAGGUGAAUUGAAAUGCUUUUUCAAAAAGAAAUAUUAGAGAUUCAACAGAUUUGUAGAGGCUUCCAUCCAAUCAGUAGCCACCUAAUGGAGAACCAGGCAUUCCUCUGAAGUUUGCAUCUGCCCUAGACCAGUCCAGUCCAGCGAGCACAUUUUCUUGUGCUUCAUUGAAUGUCGGUCUACAAUUGACCUUUAUAAAAAACCUGCAUACUCUUGUGGAGUCUGAACAGGUGAAUGGGUAGAAUAUUUUCAACUGUUUAAAAAGAAUUCCCAGUUUGUCUCCACAUGUUCUGUUAGAUCUUGUGAAGUUUUCAAAUUCAGAUAUUAAAAAGCAUUUACAUUCACACUGGAGUAUUAUGGUAGAUGGAGGUGAUUUUUAAAACAUAUAACCCUUGCUUUAAAAAUAAAAUACAGCAGUGUGUAAAAGUGAUAUCUUCACUGAAAAUGAAAUUAUGAGAAUCAAUUACUCUCAAUCCUUUUUUUUUCCUCCCAUUUUUCAUUCCUGUGCGUGGUAUUUUUUUCUCCAAGUUUCAAGGUUGUAACUUUCUACCAUUUAGGACUUGCUAUACAUUUUCAGCCAAAAACUUAAGAGCUGCAACUUUUCUGUUUCAGAAAUAUUUUUAAUAUUAGCUUAAAUUUUUGAAUUUCAGGGGGUAAUAAGUGCAUUUAGAGCUGGGGGAAAAAUCACUAUUUAAGAAAAUGCUUUCUGAAAAGGCCACACAGAUCCCAUUACACAUUAAUUUAGAGAUACUUUAUUCCCUGUCUAACUUGAUAGUAAACCUUCUUCAGGUGGCAGCUUACCUUUAGAGCAUCUAUCCAGGAAAUUGCCCAGGCAGCUGGACAAAGCUUUCACAUGCUGCUAUAAACUACAUCACAUUACUUUGGGGGAAGGAGGUGUUCGUGUUUUUGAGUGGUUUUAUCAUACCAUAACCCCAGAAGAACUCCUUUUUUUUUUUUUAGGUAGGCAUUACUACCCCGAUGCCUAAAUGCCAUUCUUCUUAAAUCAUGAGUGUAGAGCAGAGAAACUCUUUUUGUCUCUAUAUAUACUUAAGUACAGUAGGCCGUCAUAACUGCCGUAGUCAACCACUGGAUCUAAAUCUUCAUCAAGUAUUUUGAAGUAAUUUAAACACUUUUUUUUAAAGAUUUAUGUUGCUGUUUUGUUAGAAUACAUCUCAGUGACUAGAGUUUUUGCUGUUUUCACCACAAAGAUUAAGACAUUGAACUAAAUCAGAUAAUGAACAUGUCCUAGUUCUUUGUUUAUCUGAGCCAUCCAACCACCAUCAUGGACUGUAUAUUAAAAUCGGAUUCUUUUAUUCCUAGACAUUAACAAAAUUACACCAAAGAGCCUGGAAUUAAUUUUAGUUAAGUUAUUUAUUUAUUUUUUUUUAUUUUGUUUUGCUUUUAUUUUCUUUGAGGCCUAGAUAAGACUGCUUUGGGGAGCUUCUCAGAAACACUUUUUUUCCCUUUUUCUUAUUUUUUUCCCUUUUUUUUCCCACCAAACCGAAUGGUCGCUGUUAUUAUCUAAGACACUGGAAGCUGAAAGCACUCCUUUUUCAACCCCUUUACCAGCUUCAGUGUCACUGUAAGAACUAACCAAAUCAACCCUGGGUCUCCUUUAAGGUCAUGCAGAGCAGUGCCAUUGAGGCUACUUAAUGGGCCCAAUCAAGUUUGUUUUGUUUUGUUUUGUUUUUAACUGUGUAUUUAUUUUAGAAUCAUGUCUUUCUGUGUAUUUCUGUGGAGAAUGUCAGUAAAAAUUUAGGGGAUAGGAUUUGAGGUCUGCAGUCUAGAAUUUCAUACCUAACCAAAAAAAAAUUUUUUUCUAAUUCAAGUGAUUAAAAAAAUAAUUAAAUAACCACACAUUUUUCCUGUGGUUUUUAGAACCUCUGGUUUGUAUGGCUGUGGAAAAUAUGUUGGCCUAAACAGCAUUGUAAUAUUUUUAAAGUGCAAGUAUGUAUGGGAGAAAAUUGGGUUUAUAUGCAAAGUAAGAAUAUAGAUUAAAAUAGUGUAUGUAUUUUCAGUCAACUGGUUGAAAGCCAUUAAUUGCAUUCUCUCUCUCUCUCUCUCUCUCUCUCUCUCUCUCUCUCUCUCUCUCUCUCUCUCUCUCUCUCUCUCUGUCUCUGUCUCUCUCUCUCUCUCUCUCUCUCUCACACACACACACACACACACAUACACAUCCCUUCCCCUUCAAAAGGAAAAAAAAAACUUUAUUUGUGCAAAAUCUCAAAAUUGGUGUUGGUGACUUUUCAGCUUAAACGUUUUCAGACCUGGUUAUAGUCAUGGUUGGUUUAUCCUUACCUCUGUAUCAAAAGGUUUAAAGUGGUAACCAGUCUCAUGAUAUGUAUGUACCAUCAUUUUGUUCAUCUGAAGCUUUUUAAUCCAAAUAAAAAUGGAGUUUGCAGAGUGAUUUAGAUUAA